Molecule: messenger RNA, 341 nt
Organism: Symbiodinium sp. CCMP2592
Lineage: Eukaryota; Dinophyceae; Suessiales; Symbiodiniaceae
Source: the annotation of a GenBank genome assembly
GCGUGCUUCAAGUGAAGGACUUUGCAGACCACGAGAUGUCCCACAUGCACAAAGAGUCCUUGGAAUUGGCAUCUGCCCCGCCUGUGGCCUCAACCUCGUCCUCCUGUGGGCCCUCGACCUCCCCAGAGUCCUCGUGCCCAACUGCGGCUUUGAUCCGGCUGUCGAUUGAGGAGUUCAGCCGCAAAGCAGAACUGGCAUCACGAAGUGAUCCCAUGAACUUUCCGCCGGCACUUUGCGACCGACAGAAGCACGGCAAGAUGAUCCAAGCCAUUGCCCUCGUCUUGCCACCUGGCAGGCUGUUGAGGUUUAACGAGGACAGAGAGCUGCUGGAAAAGAAGAAG